Messenger RNA from Ixodes scapularis (black-legged tick), 1566 nucleotides. RefSeq names its product chondroadherin-like protein. Bases 1 to 1566 code for a protein of 521 amino acids. The record is from RefSeq and is a predicted model, not a curated record. NCBI's taxonomy places the organism in Eukaryota, Metazoa, Arthropoda, Arachnida, Ixodida, Ixodidae. The transcript is spliced from 7 exons. Gene Ontology annotation, molecular function: protein binding.
AUGCACCCGGGGUGGUCGGUGCGCCGGCAAUGCUGCUGCUGGUUCCAGGGCCGGGGCGGACCGGCACCAGCGGCCAAACCGGCGCCUCCGGCCCUCCCGGUCCUGUUCCUGGCCCUGCUGGUGCUACUGCCGGGCUUCGGCGCCGGCCAGUGGAUGCCUCGGGCCUUCUCCUGCCCGCCUCGGGCCCAUGUUUCCCCGUGCCUCUGCCUGGAGAGGUCCAAGGGGCUUGACGUGACUUGCGAAAGAGUGGACAGGACGGAUCGCGUGCGCACCGCCCUGUCGGGUCUCGCGGACGCCCAGCAAACCGUGCUCUACCUCAGGCUCAGGCACGACAGACUGGACCGCUUUCCCCCCCGGCUGCUGGACCGUCUGGAAAUCCUCCAUCUGUUGGUGCAUCACAGCAACGUGUCCGAGAUCCACUUGGAUGCUUUCCGGGGAGUCGAAGAGAAGCUGGAGUCCCUGGACUUGUCGCAGAACGCUCUCGAAGAAGUACCGACGGAAGCCCUGCAGGCGCUGACGGCGCUGGUGACGCUCAACUUGAGCUACAACCGCAUCCAGGCGGUGCAGGCGUGGGCCUUCCGGGGCCUCGUGUCCCUGCUGAGGCUCUCGCUCUUCGGGAACCGCAUCGUCAGCCUGGACCCCAUGGCCUUCCAGGGCGUCGGAGGGAACCUCACGCGCCUCAACCUCGGUGGAAACGUGCUCUCGCAGGUCCCGUCGGAGUCCCUGCAGAGCAUCUCAGUGCUCCAGCAGCUGCUCCUGCACGAGAACCGCAUCUCGGAGCUGUCCCCGGACCGGUUCCCGCUGGUGGGCAGCGCGCUGGACAUCCUCAACCUGGCCGACAACCGCAUCGUCGAACUGCCGGAAGGCGCCUUCUCCGGGCUGGGCACCCUCGUGUCCCUGGACUUGGAGAGGAACGGCCUGGCGUUCAUCCACCCGGCGGCUUUCGUCGGAGUCCACACGACGAUGGAAUGGCUCAAGCUUGGCCACAACAGCCUCAGUGCAGUCCCCAGCGAGGCCCUUCAGAACCUAACUGCAUUGCGGGAGCUCGACCUGCGAGACAACAACAUCUCGUACGUGCACGGGGACGCUUUCGACGGCUACGGGGCCAGCCUCAAGUUUGUCUACCUCCAGAAGAACAGGGUGCAGUCCAUCGAUCCGGGGGCCUUCGACCGGCUGCACUCACUGGAGUGGCUGUACCUGCACUCCAACGAGAUCUCGACGCUUCACUACAGCGUCUUCCGGCCCGUGCUGGACACCCUGUCGAUUCUAGACGUGCACGACAACCCGUUCCACUGCGACUGCGACCUGUCCUGGCUCCGGCUGCUCCUGAAGGGCCAGGGCGGCAACAUCGUGGUGAACCAGCCCCGGGAGACUCGGUGCGGCUCUCCGGACGAGUUCUCCAAGCUGGCUGUACUCGACAUCCCCAGCAGCAGGAUGCACUGCGGGGCCGAUUCCGCUGUCUCCACGGGGCCGGCGGGACUCGUCACGGUGAUGCUACGGACACUGUCGACGGCCGUCGCACUGCUUGGCCUAGCCUUGCCCUUGGGCCUUGUCGGUGUCUCCUGA